Molecule: messenger RNA, 12207 nt
Organism: Acinonyx jubatus (cheetah)
Lineage: Eukaryota; Metazoa; Chordata; Mammalia; Carnivora; Felidae
Gene: FSD2
Product: fibronectin type III and SPRY domain containing 2
Exons: 21
Coding region: 1796-4018 (740 amino acids)
Molecular function (GO): protein binding
Source: RefSeq, a predicted model, not a curated record
UUCUUCUCGAACUGUGCUGGCGUCAGCUUCCCGACGCGCAGCCCCCUCCCCCUGCGCCUCUGAUUGGCUGUAGGCGGCCUGGGCGGGUUCUCGGCAGCCAAUGAGAAGGUCAGAUGCCCGUGUCUGUCCGGGCCGUCGGAAUCCAGCCCUGUCGCAACCCUGCCCGGAGCCCGAGAAUUACCUAUCUUGCCUCACCUUUUCCACCUUUGUACACAGUGAAUUAGGAAAAGCGACCGAGUUAUCGCCAUCGCCUCCUGCGGUAAACUUCGAACCCGUUGAGAACGGGGACCGACUGUGGUCCUCGCUCACCAGGGCGCUAGAGAACACACGCGCCCAAGAACGGUGCAAACUUGGUGGAGGCCACACGUUACAUCAGACGUUAAGAGUUAUUUACUGAGGGCCUCUGAGCGCCAAGCACUGAGUGGAAGCCACACAUUUGUUGUUAUCAAUUCAACAAGCUUUCACGGAGCGUGUGCUGUGUGCAGGUUUGGGGGCGGGGGCGGUGCCGUGGGGCAUACGCAAAAAUCUCUCUCUCUUUCUGUCUUCAAAGCGUCCCAUCUCCCAGCCAGCAUGUUUAACUACGAUCUGCGUUCCCACUCUUCAUUUUACAGCCAAGGAGACAGACCCAGCAAAGAAACUUGUCCUAACAUGCACAGUCAGGCUGGAAACGCACAGUGUAGACGGAGGAACAGCAUCUGUCAGCUUCCAUCCUAGAAAGAGAGAGAGUGCACAUGGGGGAGAGGGGCAGAGGGAAAGAGAGAGAGAGAGAAUCCCAAGCAGGCUUUGCACCGAGCAUGUCUCAAUCCCCCGACCCUGGGAUCACAACCUGAGCUAAAAUCAAGACUUGGACCAACCGAACCACCCAGCCACUCUACGUUAUUUUUUUUAAUACUUGCCCAAACUGAGUUGAGCCAGGGGAAGUAGCUGCACUGGGUCCCUCUGCAUCCCAGAGUUUGCCGGGACCAAGGAUGGGCCUUCCCCCUAAGAUCCAGAUGUGAGCCAGCAUGAAGACAGCGUCAACAAGGAGUCAUCUAGAUCCCGCCUGAGAGAGCCAACUGCAUGGACUAUAUCUUCAGUUACCCAAUGAAGACUGUGCCUUCAAACGACCCUAGGACUGAAUGUCACCGAAGAGAGAGCAGAAGGUUCUGGGUCUGCUGGAUUUUUAGCCGGAGAGGGGAAUAAUCCCCACCAUGAGUAAAUGGUAAAGGAAUGGCGAGAGGGGAACAAAAAUGAAAUUGCGUUCGAUUACCGUCAGAGUUGUGCGUGUUCAAAACAUUUUGGACAAAGACCCUCAGCCCGCGAGGAGGGUGCACAAUACGAGGGCUCUCGGAAGCCCCCCUUCUCUGUAGGGCCUGUGGUGCCCCCAGUGCUCUGUACGUGACCAACCACCUGAGCAGCUCGGUGGGGCUACAGGCCUCAAGUCCUCACAGUAAACGAAGAAGCUGGGGGGGACAGCAUGUGACCUCGCCGGUGUCACUUGAGCAGCAAGAAGUGACAGGACAGCCGAGGCAGGUCUAUAUUUGGGCUCUCACUCACGGCAGGCGUUGCUAUUUGCAGUGGGAGUCAGCUCAUGUUACCCGGCUUGCAGAGUCCCCGCUGUAAAACAGGGCCUUCGGGCACGCAGAGGUCACCCGGAGGGAAAUGCCAUCCCCACCGAAGGCAGAGCAGUUUUCUAGCCCUUCCCCGGAGUCCUCAGAGGUAAAAAAAAGAAGAACUACGGACCCUUAAAUCAGCAGGACCCAGGACACCCACUAGGAGGCGCGCGUGCGAGGAACUCUGUGGGUGCAGAGGCGCGAUGGACGGGGAGGCUGGGGGGGCGCCCGAGGUGCACAGGUCCCCGGCUCCCAGGGACUUCCACUUCUGUCCCACGGAUCUGUAUGACUCCGAAGGCCGGCUGCGGCUCUUCCCAGAAGAACGCACGCGGACGGGAAGACAAGUGGCCGCCGAAAUGACCAGCGAGCCCGGGGGGGCGGCCCCAGGUAAGGCCCAGAGCGACCUGGAGGAGGAGGUGCAGGAGCUUGUGGAUUUGUACGCGCUUGGAGGUGGUGGCGAGUGGGGCGCGGAGCUCGUGGAUGGAAGCGCGCCGCGCGUGGAGGUCUCGGAACCCCGGCUGCACCUGUCCUCGGCGGGAGCGCAGAGGGACUGGCGGCUGGGCGCCGAGGCCGAGGACCCGGGCUGCUUGGGCUGGGGCGCGGCCGGCCGGGACCUGCGGGAAGCCUACAGGUACGCGCACGGCCGGGCCAGCGAGGAGUACGAGUGCUACGUCAUCCCCGAGGAGGAGGACGAGGACGAAGCCGCCCUGGUCUUCUGUGUCACUUGCAAAGCCCCAGUAAGGGCGUGCGAGGUUUCGGAUGCGCACGGAGAGCAUGAGGUGACCCCCCUCAGCAAGGCCCUGGAAAGCGCCAAGGACGAAAUUCACAAAAACAUGUUCAAACUGGAAAAGCAGAUUAUCGAGAUGGAGAAUUUUGCAAAUCACUUGGAGGAGGUUUUCAUCACCGUGGAGGAGAACUUUGGAAGACAGGAACAAAAUUUUGAGUCACAUUUCAAUGAGAUUUUGGAAACACUUGCUCAAAAAUAUGAAGAAAAAAUACAAGCUCUCGGAGAGAAAAAGAAAGCGAAGUUGGAAGCCUUGUAUGGACAACUGGUCAGCUGUGGGGAAAACCUGGAUACCUGUAAGGAACUCAUGGAAACCAUAGAGGAGAUGUGUCACGAAGAGAAGGUCGACUUCAUAAAGGAUGCUGUGGCUAUGGCUGACAGACUGGGAAAAUUCUUGAAUACAGAAACAGACGUGGAAAUCUCUGCGCAGCCUGACUUUGAAGACCAGACCUUGGACUUCUCUGAUGUGGAGCAGCUAAUGGGCUCCAUUAACACCAUCCCAGCUCCUUCUGCUCCAGUGAUAAACCCACAGGCCCCCAACUCGGCCACGGGCUCCUCUGUCCGCGUGUGCUGGAGUUUGUACUCUGAUGACACGGUGGAGAGCUAUCUGCUGUCCUACCGGCCGGUGCAGGACGGCUCGCCUGGGAAGGACCAAGCAGAGUUUACAAUGACUGUCAAAGAAACAUAUUGCUCAGUGAGAAAUCUUGUGCCAAACACCCAGUAUGAAUUUUGGGUCACAGCUCAGAACAGGGCCGGCCGCAGCCCCGCCAGUGAGCGUGCAAUGUACAUGACAGCCCCCUCCCCUCCCGUUAUAAAAAGCAAAGAGAUACGGAGCUGUGAAGAGGCUGCACUGAUUUGCUGGGAGUCUGGGAAUCUGAACCCCGUGGACUCGUACACGGUGGAGCUGACCCAGGCGGAAAGUCCUGAAGCCUCGGGAGUAACUGAGUCGGUCGUGGGCAUCCCGACCCGCGAGGCCUUGUUGCAGCUGCAGCCCAGGCAGCGCUAUACCAUCUACGUGCGAGCCCUCAGCGUGGGGGGCCCCAGUGCAAGGAGCGACCCCGUGACCGUCUACACCACAGGCAGCUUCUUCCACCUGAACCAGCACACCUGCCAUCCCGGGCUGACCAUUUCUGAAGAUGGGUUUACGGUCGUGCGGAGCGAAAGGAAAACCCCAGCAAAGGAGCCGCUCCCUGGCAACACCCGGUUUACCAGGUGUGUUGCCGUCAUGGGGAAUCUCAUUCCAAUCCGAGGGCGCCAUUACUGGGAGGUGGAGGUGGACGAGAGGUCCCACUACACGGUGGGUGUGGCCUUUGAAGAUGUCCCUAAACAAGAGGACCUGGGAGCAAACUGCCUGUCUUGGUGCAUGAGGCACAGACUUGCAUCAUCACGGCAUAAGUAUGAGUUCCUGCACAACGGGACGACUCCAGAUAUAAGAAUAACUGUCUCCCCGAGGAAGAUCGGCAUUCUGCUAGACUAUGAAAAUUCAAAAUUGUCAUUUUUCAAUGCGGACAUUUCUCAGCAUCUGUACACGUUUAGUUGUCAGCUUCACCGAUUUGUGCAUCCCUGUUUUUCUUUGGAAAAGCCUGGGUGUCUGAAGAUACAUAAUGGCAUUUCAAUGCCAAAGCAUGUCACUUUCUACUAGACCAUUCUGAUGCCAGCUCCCUCUCUUCUGUACCCACCCCUCCAAGCCGGCCACCCCUCAGCUGGUUGAACUUGGCGUUCAAGCACAGGUUUCUAGCCCUGCGCACUGCCACCUGUAAGAUGUUAGGUUAGUCAUUACCAGGCGCGGCUGUAAAAUGAGGGCUCAGACAAAAUGAACUCCAGGCCUUUCAGGUGGUCAAACUGUAUCGGUCUGUUUGUUUAUAUGCAAAGUAUCUGAAAGUCCAAGGCCUACAGAGCGUGGGGGCAGGGGCAAGGGAGGGAAGAGAUACAUAAGUACUAGUGGCCGCGGCACACCCGGGACAUCUUGCGAGUCAGCCGGGAACAGACUCCAGAAGGCAAGAGGCUGUCCACAGAGAACCAGGGAAGCCACGCGCCUUCUGUUUUCCCGGGAGUUAAUGGCACUGUGAUGCAGUUUCUGGCACUGAGCACGCUGUCACACCUGUUCCCCUCGUUCACAGAACUUACCCCACUCAAACUUUGAAAUGACCUCUACCGUGCGCCCUUCCAUGAAGGCAGGGACAGUGUCUGUCUUGUUCAUCAUUCGGUCCCUAAGGACUAACGUGUAACAAACGGUACACACCAAAUACUGAAUAAAUUAGUAUCUUCCUCAUCCAACCACCAUUGUCGGGCUCUCUGCUCUCCGUGCGAGGGAUGGUGGGGCUCUUUCCAAACUACAGCAAAGGAUGUACGGCAGGGAGAUGGAGAAAACCUGGAGGGGAGGCAGUCUGAAGGAACAGAAGGGCACCUGCGGCUUGAUGGCAAGACUGGGCAAAAUGGAACGCUCUACUACACACUUCACGUCCCGCAGCGGCCUACGCAUAAACGUGGGACUUUCAGUGCAUCGGGAGAGAGAGCGGGGGCUAAAGCGGGAAAAAACAGAGAACGUUAGUCACAACUGAUUCUAGGAACUGUCCUGUCACGUGGAGAGAACCAGACUGGAAAUCAAAAGACCGAGGUUUGAUUGCUCCUCUGUAGCUACUCUGCAAGGAGUCACAUGAUCUUCCAGAGCUCCCGUGUCCCUUUAAACAAAGAAAAAAUAGCACUAGCCUCAAUAGACUAGACUCAAUAGACUGGGAGAUUUAAUGACGAACACAGGAGCGCACGAUAUAGAACGUAUGGCAAAUGCGUGGCAGUUUCGGGAGAGAGAACCUCGCCCGCCAAAGGCUAAAGCUGAGCACCGGUGUGCAAAGCGGCCCCUGGGCCAGCAGCUCUGGGGCCUCCUGCCUCUCUGCUGUCAUGCCCUCCUGUGCCCACAGCACCGGCCCCGCGGGCUGCCUUCCUGGUUCUCCGCUCGGCUCUCCAGCUGCCACCUAAAGCUCUGCACACUGCGUCUUCGAGCUUGGACGUGUGGGUGCAGAGCAGGGGACUCUGCCUGUGAAGCAGUUCUCAGACCGUUUUGUUCCGCCCCGCGGAUGCCCCUCUGCACAGAUACGCCCCGUGUCUCAUCACUCAUGGUUUCGUGGGAACUGAAAAUCCUGUGAUCUAAAACUUGAGUGUUUUCCAGCACAAAGUCUGAUGCGAUGAACGCCUCUCAAGUCGCCUGUCUAAAAACCCUGCCUGUUGAUACACAUGGCGGCUCAGAUUCCUGAAUUAACAACUUGACAGUCUUACUACCCUGAGAUAAGGAAGGGACGGCCAAUGUAAACAGAGAUGGUUCAAGUUACAAACAGAAUAUACAUGUGUGCAUAUUCAAAACCAAGCUUAGCCACUGCAACAGAAACUACCAAGCAGGAGGUAGGCUAUCACGGAUACGGCAAAUUUGAAUUCAGCACUCUAAAGGCUUUAUGGAAUAUUUCACAUGUAACCUGAACGUGGAUAAAACGAUUAAAAACUCGACACCUGUAAGGUUUGAGUAAAAGUUUUAUUGAUCAAGAAAAAAAACAUCUAGAAUUUGUGCUGACAUAUAAAAUUCACUUACUUUAAAAUGAGGCAGAUGACCAACUUAAAGCAUCACAGUUCUUCAGCAUAGUGAAGUUUUGUUUAAACAUGGUUCUUCUAGGAGAAGAAAAAAUAGAACAGAACCAAACGAAACUUUUUUUUUUUCUGUAAAAUAUUCCAGUUCCUAAAUUACCAUGAAUAAUCUGCUGAAAUCAAAUUUCAACAGGGGCAGGAUUUACCUCAAGGCCAUGUUCAGCUGCAACCUGCUGAUAUAUCUGUUAAAAAACAAAAAACAAAACGGAUUUUUAAAAAGUCAGAAUAUUGUAGCCACAAUCCCUGACACCGCAGAUAAAACAAAAGAUACCAAUCUGUUCUUUUCCUAGCUUUACCUGUAUUACUUUCUAACUCUUGAGAAGGUUAUUAACAUAAGUUUUGGCUUCCCUCAACAAAGGGGAGACUACGUAAAAUAACCACAGAAUCUUAGUGUAAACUAACAUGGGCUUAGUAAUUCAGAAUAAUCAGAAUUUAAGGCACCCUUCGAUGGGACUGGAAAGUUGGUCAGAGACACCGGUUUCUGAUAAAAUGAAAUUGCCUCUUAUUUGGAAAAGUGUGUUUAAUGGACUUCCUGCUGAUUCAGACAAUGAUAUGCAAUCAUUGCUUGUACACACCCAAUAAAAUCUUUCUGAAGCACAAGCACGGUGACCAGUAUAAAGCAGAGUGAUUGCAUGGGCAAUGAGGCCUUUUCCUUAAUGCUUCUCAUCCUCUCAAUAUGUCAGAAUCAUAACCUUACACGGCUCACACUGGCAGCUGCCCGCAGCACAAUUCACCAUGACAUGGCAUUCUGUAAAUGAGAUCCGCUCGUCCCUGUCCAAGGAGGCUUAGCUACCAGAGAACCUGCUGGACCCUCCGAAGGCUGCACUACGGGAAAGGUCCCAUCCUCCACUUUCAUGAACAACUUCUCCAAUUUCCAGCCACCUUCCUAUCAGUUAGUACAGGAAGAGUCUUGUGGGUUCACUGCCUUUUCCCACCCUUUCUGAUCUCUCAAUUUACUGUUCCUAUUUUCCACAGCAAGACCACACUAUACGUAUAAAUGCUGUUGGUAGAUAAGUAGGUCUUGAAUUUGUUUUGUAAACAAGACCUGUUCUAUCUACCUUUUCAUUUAGGAGGCUAACAGCAGAGUCAGCUUGACUUCAAGGACUCUAUUUUCUUAGUCUCCAGAAGACCAAGUCCAGCCUUUGAAACACUGUCCUCUAGCACGUCAAGACACGAAAGGAAUGCUAGUUGAUUACUUUUAGAUAACUAACUACUUUUCGAGUGUUCAGAGACUGGAACGCUAGCAUACACGUGCUUCACUGCAAUCCAUGGUUAAGGAAUCUAAAUGCAAGAUGAGAGUUCAGGAUUUGCGAAGAAGAUUCCAGCCAGUCAGCACCUUCUCCGUCAGCAAGUCUCCUAGAAGGAGCGUGAUGAUGAGCUGGGCACGAUGGAUGCCCCGAGUGAGUAAUUACUUUAGAGCUGCUAGUGCACAGGCGCCAGUUCUUGUCACGCCUGUCGCGUCUUCCACUUCACUGCUUGUUUCCUGCUAGUCCCAGUCCCAGAAAAAAAUUAAGCCCGAUUCACUGAUUGAUUGCUUUUUCGUCAUUCUCCCCAGACUUUGACAGAAUCAGGUUUUUCUGCCUAGUUCCACCUUCAACAGAUCCUAGUGGAAUUAAACUAUCAUUGAUUUGAAUGACAAUUCAACUACCCAGCUUGCAGGUCAAACAACAGGCAGUCACUCAGUUAUAGCCAACAAAAAUGCUUUUGUAGUAUGAACUUGGGUUCUGAUUUUGCUGCCUCCCCCAUGCUCAUUCCUAGGUCUAGAUGUGGGCUUAAGAGAGGCCCCUAAAUUUGAAAAGACUGGAUUAGAGACAAGAAUAUAAUCCAUUCACUGGGAAAGCAAUCAAUCAACAAAAUUGAGGUUUCCCAGCUGUGCAUUUUAACAAAGCAGGAACGCAGUUUUUAGAGAUGGAUUUCCUGAGUACAAUCAUUAUUUCUUGGUAAACCUGUCCUAUUGCUCUGCCACUCAGAAAGAUGCCUCCCCUCUGACUUCUUUUCUAUCCUCAACAUCCAUCUAAUUAAGGCGAAGAAGGACAGGGAGAGAGAAGGAAAACAAGAGGAGCACUAUCCUCAGAAGGACAGACCUCUGAAGAAAGGCAGAAGACACUUGACCCUGUCUUCUGUGUAAUUCACAAUUUGUAAACAAGCCACAGAUCACAGAUCCCUAGGUACCUGGAAUGGACCUACCCUUUCUUGUCCUCCUAAUGCCUGUAUAGCUCAAAAGUCACUUCCCGGAAGCACUUAAUCCCCCCCCCCCCCCCGGCCGAGUUAAGUUGCACACACUCACCUCUUCUUGAAUACUUAAGUGGCACACUGACCAUUGACCUGUAUCUGCUCGACUUAACUGUAUGCAAACCAAAGGGAGGAACUGUAUCUUCAUAAUCUCUGAUCAGAUCAUGGAAGCAAAGGCAUUCUGCUUUCAAACGCUCACAUCCCUGAAAAGAGAUAAGAGGCAUCGAAUUGUCGUCCAAGUUAAAAGAAAAUUUCUUCAUCAGAAAGCAAAGCACUUUCAUGGGGCACCUGAGUGGCUCGGUGGGUUAAGCGUCUGACUCUGGUUUCAGCUCAGGUCACGAUCUCACUCACGGUUGGGCUCCACACUCGCAUGGAACCUGCUUAGGAUUCUCUCUCUCUCCCUCCUUCUGCCCCUCCUGCUGACCCUCUUGCUCUCGUGCUCAUUUGCUCUCUCCCUCAAAAGAAAAAAAAAAAAAGCAAAGCACUUUCAAAUUGUGUGUUGAGUGGGGAGAGGGAGAUAAAAAAUAGCGAGUGAUUCUCAGCCUUUCUUCUGUCCCCAUACACUUGAGAGAUCUACCACAGAACCCUGUUAGUAACAGUAACUUCUAACUUGGGAGGAGUGGGAGGGGUUUAUGGGGAUCUGAGGAAGAUGUAUGUGGUUUAGCAUGUUUCCUUCCUAUCCCUGCAAGAGAUCUUUAACACAUUUAAUAUUUAUUAUAGUUUUGAUGAUUCUCGAGAGAGCCCAGAGUCUACAACAUACAUAUUUUAAAUGUUCUCAAACAUCAAUCUGGUUUAUAUGUUUGGAGGCUGAUGAGUGGAAGUUACCCCUUGGCCCUGAUAGCACGCCACACCAUGACUCUCUGCUGGUCUUAGAAUCUAAGACUUUCAUGGAGGAAACCAUAUGCUGUAAAGGUAAUGACAAACUCAGGUGAUACCUGAGAAGAAGACCACAGGUGAUACCUUCUCAAAUGUCAAGUGUCUUUAAAAAGUCAUUUUAUGGGAGAGGCUUCCUCACCCCACCCCCCCAAAAUUUUACCCAAAUUUCCAUAUCAGAUGUAGGGGAAAAUACUACAUAUAUGGAGGCGCCUGUCGUUCUUGAAAUCUCAUCCUUUCCUAAACAGUUUAUAGAAUUUUCAGAGCCUAGGCUUCAUUAUUUUAAAUAAAAAAAAUAUGUUCCCAGCCCUUCAAAGAACCUCAAGCCAAUCUCCCCCAAAUAACCAUAUAUAACUACCUACCAAGGAUUUCUGUAAAGUAUAAGGCAUUUUAAACACCUACUCAUGUAGCAAUAAUAAUGAAUUCAAUAGUGGGUCCGUUUCUGUGCAGUUACUAAUCCACUGAAAAGUCUCGAGUUCUAGAAGUGAGAGAAGGGUGAUGUGUAGCCUGCUGUGGUCACUGAUGGAAGCAGGAGUUAAAUGGUCAAGAGGAGUGAGUGAAACAGAAACUGCCUACAGGGGCGCCUGCGUGCCUCAGUAGGUUGAGCCCCUGACUUGGGCUCAGGUUGCGAUCUCACCGGCUGGUGAGUUCAAACCCGGUGUCAGCCUCUGUGUUGACAGCUCGGAGUUGGGAGCCUGUUUAGGAUUCUGUGUCUUUGUGUCUCUGCCCCUCCCCCACUCACACUCUCUCAAGAACAUUAAAAAAAUUUUAAUAAAAAAUAAUAAAAUGUAAAUAAAUGACACAUUUCUAAUUCCUGACUUUCAGCCUGUCUCCUCUCACUAUGCUUCCAUUCAAAACUGAACCGUGGGGGAUGACCCAGAUGGCUGUCCCUCCUCUGACACCCAAUGACUUGGCUGGCAGAUUCAGGAAGCUUGAAAAUCACCCGCCUGUGUGCAUGUUUUCAAAUUAAUGCAACAGGUGCUGCUGCCUCAAGCAGGAGUCACCGAUUCAGAGGGCCUGGUUAUGCACAGGCCCUGGAGUCACAUCCCUUAAGGGACCACUUAUGUUAAAUUCACCUCCUGAAUUAUUUUUCCUUAAACUUUACUCCUCCCUUCCACAUAUAUUCCCCACCGCACCUCCGUGAACUACCAGGCUUGUUUUUUUAGACGGGAUCGAAAAAGCUGAGCAAGAGUUAGGUAUGAGACGUAGAUGUGGUUGGGUGACGAGGACCCUCGCGACAGAUACGCCGACCUCUCACCUCUACUCCGGUUCCCCGCCAUACUCCCCGAAACCCGACACGCCAGCCAGCCUGCCCACAAGGACGAUAUCGUCGCCCGCCCCGCGGGUGGCCCGAGAUCAGCCUUGCUCUACGCCACAACCACACCCGGCCCUCCGGGAUCCGACCCCGACAGCAACUGCACUCUCCUUCCGGCGGGAAAGAGCUCCUUCCGGUUUCCGGGUGUGGGGAGGAAGUCCCUCCCUCCAUGCAACAGCGUAACAUAGCGGGACGCGCCCGCGGAGUUCUGGAACCAGGAAGUCCGAAAUGAAGGUGUCAGCAGGAUCAUGCUUCCUCUGAAACUCUGGCCCGAUCAACCAAAUGGACUGUAGUUGCUCUGCAUUGUUACCCAUGAGGUUCAGCCAUCAGAACAUUUGGGGUUUGGUCCUGGCUGUGCCCUUCGAACCUUGAAAGAGACCCUUUAAAGUCAUUCUAAAAUGCUUGUCUGUACUUAUUCUUUGAGAGGAUCAAGAUGAAUGAAAAUGAUAUCAGAGAAAACCUCAGACCGUCAUGAAUGAAUAAAGAGGACAAACAAAAACCAGAACAGUUCCAGUGGCUACCAGAGAAGAGGUGGAUGGAAGGAUGGGUGAAAUAGAUAAAUGCGAUUAAGAGUAUACUCACCUUGACGAGCCCCGAGAAAGGCACAGAAUCGUCGGAUCAUCAUGUUGUACGCCUGAAACUAAUAUAACAUUGUGGGAUGUCUGGAGAAGACAGGUCUCCACUGAUGACCGGCAGAAGGAACUGGCACCCCCCCCCCCCCCCCCCCCCCGCGCAAACAGGUCUGGUCCCCGUUUCCUCUCAGGCCCUGACUGGGGCGGUCACUACCAUCCAGUCCUUCCUCUCUGAGGCUUUCCUGGGGUAGCACUGGGAGGCCGUGGAGUUAGAGGGCAGCGAGCCUGAGCCGCAAGACCUCUUCCUGUGCAGGCUGUUGUCCGCUGCUGGACACUGGUGCGGGGCCCAUGUGGGCGUGUGCUGUGGCCAUGGGGAGAUCAUCCGCCUCGAAGGUGAGCAUCUCUGCCUGAAACAUUGACCCUAGUCUGCUAGAGAGGCCGCCCAUCCAAGCCCUGUUCUACCAGUGGGCAGGGCACAAGAGAAUGAAAACUGCAGGCCCCUAGCUGGAGGGGUGAGUCUCUGAAGAUGGACGCUUGGGCACCCAGGGAAUGGGGCUCAGGGCCCCGGGGUCCUGGGAGAUUUGGGUGCAGGAUCAGGGCACUGGGGUCACAGGACCUAACUGGCUCUGACUUGCACCCAUCGGGUGAUCCCUGCAGGCAGGAAUAUAAUCAGCCACAGGCUUCACACGUCUCUGUGUUCCUGCAAAGCCAUUGUAUCUAAACGGGCAGUGCCUGCUGCUACACCCCCGCUCUCUGCUGUGGCGUGUGCUGCGUAGACGUGGUGGCCUUGACCGUGGGCGAGGCAAUGGACUCAGACCCACCCCCCCAUCACCCCAUGCGCAGCAACUGCUGCACUUUACACUGGGUCUGCUCCGACUCCGGGGCCCAUCCAGAUCCCCUACAGAUAGAUGGCAGUCCUAUUAGCUGGGUGAGUCUGGCCCAGCUACCCACGCGAGAUCCCAGCCCGCCUCCAGAGCUAACCAGUGUGCUCCUGCAGAACUGGUACUGUCUCUCCCCACCCAGGCCAUGCUCGUCAAACUCAAGAUCCACUUUACUCUGGCAGACCCAAAGCACCCAGAAGCAAACUAGCCUGCCAACUUGGUGUCAGUGGACCUGAAUUUGACUGUGGAUAGGUGUGACCUCAGGCCAUCCUGAGUGGGCAUGGCGGCUUCAGAAGUGGUCAUUAAACUAUAUUGCAAAGCUGGA